Molecule: messenger RNA, 285 nt
Organism: Gregarina niphandrodes
Lineage: Eukaryota; Apicomplexa; Conoidasida; Eugregarinorida; Gregarinidae
Exons: 1
Coding region: 1-285 (94 amino acids)
Source: RefSeq, a predicted model, not a curated record
AUGACUGAAGCCGCUGCUUCCUCUCUGGCAGGCAAGAGCGGGGAGUUGUGGCUUCGACUUCGCGAAUUACAUACGGCUAGACGGACGGCGUUCGGCGAACGCGUCGGUCUCCUGCUGCGUGCAAGCGAAGGAGUCAGGGAGACGUGCCAGACACUGCUAACCCAGGGGGACCUUUCCGAGCAAGAAGAGCAGUGGUUCACACUAAUCUAUCACGAAGCCCACCAAAUCGCCUGCGAGCAGUUCAGCAAGCUUCACAACACACCUACAAGGAUCGAGGCCGCCUGA